AUGGCAGUUGUUCAAUCCGCAGUAGCGCCCCGGAGCGGUUUACCAUCAUCGGCACUGGAAAAUUGGGGGGACAUUGACGAAGGUCUGCCCCUCUUUGAAGCAUUUAAAGUGCCUGGCCAGCAAGACACCGUCAAGUUCGGCCUUCCCUGGUCUUCGUCUUUCCCUCUGGGUCUCAGACCAAGCAAAAAAUUGACUUUGACCGAGAGCAUCGAAGCCGUUCAUAGAUUCACCCGGUCAGGUGACUUGGUUAAGCUGAUCAGGCAGCAUGGCGGUGCAGUGUUGAUCCGCGGAUUGCCCAUCAAAACACCGGACGACUACAGCAAAGUGGCUCACGCAUUUGGAUUCCGCCCUCAUUUUGAGGUUGGGAGACCUCCUUUGAGAACUGUUUUGGCACCAAAUGUGAAAACGGCAAACGAGGGGCCACCCGAGCUCCCGAUUUGGCCACAUAGCGAAUACGGUUGGUCGACGAUCAACCCAGCUUGGCUUACGUUUAGUGCCCUUCAGAUCCCUGAGUCUGGUGGCGCAACUCCCAUCACAUCAGCAAUCUACAUUGCCCAUGAACUCCAACGUCAAUCACCAAAGUUUCUCUCAGAUCUUCUCAACAAGGGCGUCAAGUAUGUGUACCGCUACACGGUGAAAGCCCUUGUUUCCAACACGGGAACGAGCGUUCGGGGCGCAUACGGACAAGAGGUCGCCGACGGAGACGACGAAGAAACGGCCCGAAGAAAGAUCGAGGCCGAGGUUCGCCGUCACAGUGACCGCUUUGAGUGGCAUGAUGAUGGGAGCCUGAGCGUGACACAUAUCGUCCCUGCCAUUCGGAUCCAUAACCCAACCGAGUCUACGGUGUUCUUCGGGAAUGUCACUUCCGCCUGGGGGCGGAGUAGACAUCAUGGUGCGACGAGACCACCGUUCCGCGGCGAUGACGGGUCCUAUCAUCCGCCGCCGACAUUCGGUGACGGCACGCCGAUUGACGUCGAGGACUUGGACUUGCUGCUGAAACUCGCGGAAGAGGGUGCCGUAGAUGUUGAGUGGGAGCAAGGAGACUUGGUUUUGCUGGACCGCCAGGAUAUAAUGAACAAUGGCCUCAUCGGGGAUCUUCUCAACGCUCCCGGUAACAUAAUCAGUCAGGUGUUGUCACCGCCGGCGGCGACAACACAGGAAAGUGUGAAGGCAGAGGGGACACCAGCACCAGCAGCAACAUCACAAGCUGCAGCCGCCCAGCCAACAACGCAAGCAGCAGUAGCAGCACCUGCGACGACACAGCAGCCUGCGGCGGCGGCUCCUGCAACAUCAACAAAGCAAGAACAACAACAGCAGCAGCCUGUGACAACACCAGCUGCCCAAGCUCCGGCGACAACAAAAGCAGCAGCAGCAGCUCAACCUCAACAAUCAUCUCCAGCAGCUGCUGCACCCAGUCCUCCAGCAAGUAGUAGUGCUGCAGCUGCAGCGGCUGGUGGUGGAACAACAUCCGUUGCCAACGCAGCGGCAGCGGCAGCAGCUCCCACAACCCCCGGUGUUGCUGCGUCUUCCCAAGUCGCAGCAUCCUCUUCGAUAUCACCAACUACAAGAGUUUCUGGUCUCAGCGGCGCAGAUGCAACGAGCUCUGGAGGACCGGCUUCGAGUCAGACACCAAUCUCACCAAAUCUUGAUACCCAAUCCAGUGGAGGAACUCCCAGUCAGACCCCUUUGGUAGCGACUGGUGUCGUAUUGGGUAUUGUUGUCUUGAUGGGAAUUUCCCUGCUGCUUUAUUGGUGCUACCGUCGAAGAAGAAGGGCAAACGAACACCACCACGCCGCUCUGCCUCCCGAAAGCCCUGCCAACGAAUACGGGCCCGAACCUCGAUAUCGUGAUACCAUCGAUACAAGCGUCGUCCCGAUGACCGAAGUUAUGACCGAUAGUCGCGCACUCCACCUCAACUUACACUGCAAGGCCUAUCCUCAGCGUCCGAACGAACCAACCCCUACUCGGGAACGCCAUUCACUUACGCUCAAGCUCAACAAUAUGCACAAUCUCAUGGGUUCUCCUUCCCAGCCCCACCACCAAUUCCAGAACCUUCCCCUAUUCUCUAGAGCAUCUCGCAGCACCAUGUCUUCUAUGCUCUGGCACGGAAGGAGGGACGUCAUUGCUAGGAGGACAAUGAACCAAACUCCGGUAUCAACAAAGAACGGCUUCCUCGCCACUAGUACCCCAGACAGCCCGAUGCCCGAGGGUCUUCACACCCCGAUCCUGGACUGGCUACACUGGAUACGUGGAAACCAAUCAGAAAAUGGCGACCCGGAGUUCAACCACAGAAAAAGUAUCGCCAGUUCCGAGAGCUCUCUCUCAGAAGUAGGAAGCAUUGCCAGCAGCGGUGUCUUCUCUCCCACACUCCUUUCUUGGCCUCCGCCGGCCGAGGGCGCACCACCCAUGAUCGACCCAGAUGCCUUGGAGGCUCUACGAUACCUACCUAUGCCUCUUCAGUUGAAGAGAGAGAGCAGUAACGGCGAAACCUAUGUAGAGCCGUCUGGCAGCCGUGUACAAAGCUUCCAAUAA
This is a messenger RNA of Colletotrichum gloeosporioides, 2532 nucleotides long. RefSeq names its product Clavaminate synthase-like protein. NCBI's taxonomy places the organism in Eukaryota, Fungi, Ascomycota, Sordariomycetes, Glomerellales, Glomerellaceae. The record is from RefSeq and is a predicted model, not a curated record. The transcript is spliced from 10 exons. The coding region runs from base 1 to 2532 and encodes 843 amino acids. Gene Ontology annotation, molecular function: oxidoreductase activity.